AGCAGGCCAAGAGCUGAGUGUUGUUUAUUGAAAUUCUCUUCGCUUCGCCUUCUAGUAGCUGGGACAGCAACAGCUGGGGACUUGGGGGCCGGGCAGCUCACCGCUCAGACCCGUUCCAGGCGGGCGCAGAGCGCGGCCAAUGGGAGCCGGCUGGGCCUGGAGCGCGGCCAAUGGCAGCGGCCGGCGGACAAGAGCGCUCUUUAAGAGGAGGUGGGGCGCAGGCCCGGGAGCUGGUGCGCCGAGGGCAGGCUCGCCGACCGGUCGCUAUGUCCUUGCAGGCUGAUUUUGACAGAGCUGCAGAAGAUGUCAGGAAGCUGAAAUCAAGGCCAGAUGACGACGAACUGAAGGAACUAUACGGGCUUUACAAACAAGCUAUACUUGGAGACAUUAAUAUUGAGUGUCCAGCCAUGUUAGAUUUAAAGGGCAAGGCUAAAUGGGAAGCGUGGAACCUCCAAAAAGGGUUGUCGAAGGAAGAUGCGAUGAGUGCCUAUAUUUCUACAGCGAAAGAACUGAUAGAAAAAUACGGCAUUUAAAAUUCAGCAUGAGAAAUUUUUCUUUUUUGAAGCUUUCAUAAUGGUAUCGUGUCCUCACGUUUAUGGGGAAGAUGCACUGUUAACUCUAUGCAGCGUGGAUAUUUUUGCUAUUAUCAUGAAUUAGAAUACUUAAUUAGGAGUAUGCUGGAGCUACUUAGUUCGCGAAAUUCUUCUUUAAGUAGGUGACUAUAAACAUUCUUUCAGGAAGGUAUUCCUUGGGUAGUGUGUAUACAAAGAUUUAGCGAUUAUUUGUUCUCGUGGCUUAUCUGAUUGUCUACACCAACACAGUCAGGUAGUAUUAUUGGCUUAAUAAAAUCAGGUUAUUAAGGAUCAAUAACAAGACCACUCCUUUGUUACUGACGCAGAGAGUGGAGUCACAGACAUGCCUAGUUCUAGUCCUCACUCUGUGACCAACUUGCUGGGUGCCCUGGGUCAAGUCAGUUCACCUUACUAAGCCCCCACUGUAGAGGGAAAAUAACAUCACUCUUACAGAACUGCAGGAGAAAACCUUCUAAUAGGAAGGUAAUAACCCUACCUUCCUAUUACAGCAAAUGCUACAUAAAACACAACAAAUCGGGGGGUGCCUGUGGCUCAGUCGGUAAGGCGCUGGCCCCAUAUACCGAGGGUGGCGGGUUCAAACCUGGCCCCAGCCAAACUGCAACGAAAAAAUAGCCGGGCAUUGUGGCGGGCGCCUGUAGUCCCAGCUACUUGGGAGGCCGAAGCAAGAGAAUCGCUUAAGCCCAGGAGUUGGAGGUUGCUGUGAGCUGUGUGAGGCCCCAGCACUCUACCGAGGGCCAUAAAGUGAGACUGUCUCUACAAAAAAAAAAAAAAAAACAACAAAUCAGCUGAACAUGUUUUUUUUUUUUUUUUUUUUUUAAUUUUGUAAGUCCAUCUAUAGUGCCUGUGGCUCAAAGGAGUAGGGCCCCAUAUGCUGGAGGUGGUGGGUUCAAACCUAGCCCAGGCCAAAAACUGCAAAAAAAAAAAACAAGAAAAAAAAGAAAGAAAGAAAAAAACACCCAAGGAAAUAUCUACUGGUUUUCUUUAAGUUUUUAUGUUUAAGACAAAUAAAAAAACAACUAAAAUGUG
Molecule: messenger RNA, 1619 nt
Organism: Nycticebus coucang (slow loris)
Lineage: Eukaryota; Metazoa; Chordata; Mammalia; Primates; Lorisidae
Gene: ACBD7
Product: acyl-CoA binding domain containing 7
Exons: 4
Coding region: 171-533 (120 amino acids)
Biological process (GO): fatty acid metabolic process
Molecular function (GO): fatty-acyl-CoA binding
Source: RefSeq, a predicted model, not a curated record